GAUCGAAUCAUCAUGCAACUCUUACACAAAACUCAAUUUAUAAAUUUUUCUCCCUAUUUAACCUCAGAGCAUUUUUUUAUUUUUUCUGCCUAAAACAAACCCUACCUAAAUGUCAAUGUUGACCCAUUGUAAACUCAAUCAAGUAUUUUCUUGGUCUCAUUUAAUAGAAUCCAAACAAAGAAUGACAGACUGGCAAGAGACAGGUUUAUACAUUAGCCAACCUUGUCAUCCAGAAAAGACACGUUUAUAUAAAAAGAGUACAGUGAAAAAGCCAACGUGGUAUGGCGUUAUUACCUGUCAUGAUUACCAAACGAUAGCCUAUCUUUUGCGUGUCUUUCAAUCCUCGCCCGGGGACACAAUGACGUUAUUAUUAGGCGCAUUUGGCCGCAAGAAGAUGGACACCCUGAUUAUCUUGUUGGACAAGCGAUAUAUCAUCCGAUCAGCUGUUGUCAAUAUGUCCUGGUGUCGUAGAAUGUGGAGUAUCGCCUCCAGGGCUCAUAUGAUUGCGAUCACUGGUGUCUAUUAUUCUGUCUUGGGCGGAGCUUAUUGCUCUUUAGGCAAGAGCAAUACCAAAUAUGCGUAUAAAGCAGGUGCUUUAGCAAUUGAACAGAUCAAAUUAGCAAAGAGGUUAAAAGAUCCCGUAUUAGAAUGCAAAUGUUGGUUAUAUUUUGCCGAGGAUUUGAUACAGUUGGGUAAUAUACAAAAGGCUCAUAAAAUCAUUCAACGUCAACUAGAGUUUGUGGAUUCCAUCCAUGAUCCAGCUUUAUCAAGUAUGCUGGAAUCGGUUAUCAGCAAGUUGGAUGUGGCAGUGGCCAACAGAGGAAAUUGAUGUCUUUUACGAGUAAUAAUAAUAAAAAGAAGGAUUGGUUCUUGAAAGUUUAUUAUUUA
Messenger RNA from Mucor mucedo, 888 nucleotides. RefSeq lists its product as uncharacterized. NCBI's taxonomy places the organism in Eukaryota, Fungi, Mucoromycota, Mucoromycetes, Mucorales, Mucoraceae. The record is from RefSeq and is a predicted model, not a curated record. The transcript is spliced from 4 exons. Bases 110 to 829 code for a protein of 239 amino acids. Gene Ontology annotation, molecular function: protein binding.